GGUAGCCUGACCUACGGCGCUCUGGCGGGCUGUGCGGGAGCGGCGCCGGACGCUGGCGGCUCCCGCGGUGGGGAGGCGCAGCGGUGCAGCCGCGGACCCCCGUCUGCUGGCCGGCUCUGGGUAGCCCGCAGGGCCGGUGCCCGGAGCCGGGUCGGACGUUAGCCCGGUGGGACGUUGGCUCAGAACUCGGUCAGAUUCGGGCCUUGCCGCCUUCGCCACCGCGCCACCCAGGCUACGGUUGGCCUAUCUCACUUCCACUGUAUCCUUUAUCUGAAACGAAACUGAGUGUCAAGAGAACUAACUUCCUUCUAGAAUCAGAAACUUACUUUCCUUGUCUGAAGAAAAACAAGAAAAAGGAGAAAAUGUAGAGACAUUUUGCAAAGCUUGAGUUUACAUGAAGGGGAUAAUUGCCCUCGGUUUUUAUUUUUAGGUGGGUUAGGAAGGCGGUGGUGUGAUUGCUUGAAAGGGGUUGUUUUUGUUUGUUCGUUGUUGUUGUUGUUUUUUUUUUUAUCAGCUUCCUAUAAGUAAUCAGCAUGCUUUUAGCCCAUCAAAUCUAAAGUCUCGGAACUCGUUUGAUACUGAGCUUCAGAGGAAUGAGCUGUUAGCUAAUGUAACGAAACCAGCUUCUAUAACCCGUUUUCUGGGCUUCCUGGAUUCCAGGAGCACAUGUCCCCACCAUGCUUUCCUGUGACAUCUGUGGUGAGACGGUACCCUCAGAACUAGAUAUGAAGGCUCACCUGACUGUUCACAUGGAAGAUGAAGUUACGUGUCCGUUUUGCAAGUUGUCAGGUGUAAAUUAUGAUGAAAUGUGUUUUCAUAUUGAAACUGCUCAUUUUGAGCAGAAUACACCAGAAAGAAACUUUGGGAAACUAAAUGCAAUACAGUAUGAAAGUCCAGACAGCCAGAAUACCACCCUACAGAGGACAAAGGAAGUUCAUGCAAGUAUUCAUUCAGCUUGUGCAUCUAAUUUUACAAAAAAUUCAGCCCAAAGCGUUCCUAAAGAUGGGACUUUAAAACAUGAAGCUUUUCAUACAGAGAGGAUAACUGAAUCUAGACAGUACCUGAGAAGCCCAGAAAAGCAGUCUGGAUUGUCUCCAGUACCAGGAUCAAUUUACGAGACAACUUACAGUCCUCCUGACUGUCCCUUUUGUGGAAAAAUAGAGGGGAGUAGUCAAGAUAUGGAGACGCACGUGAAAACAAAACAUGCCAGUCUUUUAGAAACUCCAUUAGAAGACUGUCAUCAACCACUCUAUGACUGUCCCAUGUGCGGGCUCGUCUGUACAAAUUACCAUAUUCUCCAGGAACAUGUGGAUUUGCAUUUAGAAGAAAGCAGCUUUCAAGAAGGUAUGGACAGAGUCCAGUGUUCUGGUGAUCGAGAAUUAGCUCACCAGCUUCAACAAGAAGAAGACAGGAAGAGGAAAUCCGAAGAAUCAAGACAAGAAAGGGAAGAGUUCCAGAAGUUGCAGCGGCAGUAUGGUUUAGAUAAUUCUGGUGGAUACAGACAACAGCAGCUACGGCACAUGGAGAUAGAAGUAAACAGGGGAAGAAUGCAUCCCUCUGAAUUUCACAGCAGAAAAGCGGAUUUGAUGGAAUCAAUAGCUAUUGGUAUUGAUGAUGGAAAAACGAAAACUUCUGGAAUUAUUGAAGCCCUCCAUAGAUAUUAUCAGAACACUGCCACAGAUGUGAGGUGUGUGUGGCUCUCUACAGUGGUGGACCACUUUCAUUCAUCCUUUGGGGACAAAGGUUGGGGUUGUGGUUAUAGAAAUUUCCAGAUGCUACUUUCAUCAUUACUACAAAACGAUGUGUAUGGUGACUGCUUGAAAGGUAUGUCCAUUCCUUGUAUUCCAAAAAUUCAGUCCAUGAUUGAAGAUGCAUGGAAGGAAGGUUUUGAUCCUCAGGGAGCCUGUCAACUUAAUAACAAAUUACAGGGAACAAAGGCCUGGAUUGGAGCAUGUGAGAUUUAUACACUUCUGACCUCACUGAGAGUAAAGUGCCGCAUUAUUGAUUUUCACAAGUCAACUGGUCCAUCGGGUACACACCCUCGCUUAUUUGAGUGGAUAUUGAACUAUUAUUCUUCAGCUAGAGAAGGGAAUCCAAAGGUUGUGUGUACAUCUAAACCUCCUGUCUAUCUCCAGCACCAGGGUCAUAGUCGAACAAUUGUUGGCAUUGAAGAGAAGAAAAACCGGACAUUAUGUUUACUAAUAUUUGAUCCUGGAUGUUCUUCCCGAGAAAUGCAGAGAUUGUUAAAGCAAGACAUAGAGCCUGGUAGUCUCAGGCAGCUGCGGAAAUCUGUGGGGAAUCUUAAACAUAAGCAGUACCAGAUAGUAGCAGUAGAGGGCGUUCUUUCACCAGAGGAGAAAGUUGCCAGGAAACAGGCUUCUCAAGUGUUUACAGCGGAGAAGAUUCCUUGAAUGAAAUAUUUCCGUGAUUUUGUACUUAUCCUUUUUACUGAUAUUGAACUCUAAUACAGUUGAAGAAUUUGAUUUCACUGAAGUCCUUGGUAUAACAUUUAAGUUAUAAAUGCCUGUUAAGUUAUACUUCUUAUUAAUUCAUUGUCUGUAAUUAGUUGAAUAAAAUACCUUGUUUGCAUUGUUGAUUUUGAUUUCUUGUCCAUGUUUCACAAACUUUUUUUAUAGUUCACAAGCUAAUGGAUUGGGCCAUAACUUGUAUGAGUUACUUAGUACUUAACAUCUAUUAAUACAUUUAAUUUUAAAACAAUUGUUUAAGGCAAGCACUAUUAUUAACUCCAUGAACCCAGAUGCCUGAUAAAUUAGCGAUUAGCCCAGGAAUAUUACAAGAUGAAUCCCACAGCCAGCUCACUGUAUUUUCCACUGUUGUGUCAAUCAGGCUUUUAUUGCGGUGACAAACACUCAAUCCAAUUCAAGGAGGAUUUCUUUUGCUUCAAUAUUUGAGUGUUGGUGGGCUUACUCUGUGGUGAGACAACACCAUGGCUGUAGUCUGCUGUGGUGCUAUAGCAGAUCCACUGACUCACUGGCCGAAAAGCAGAGGUGAGGCAGGAAGAGGCCAGGAACAAGCUAUACUCAAUGUGAUAUAGAUCUCCAAUAGGGAUAUCAGAUAAUCCACCAAAUAACUGAUUCACUGACAAGAACUUCUGGUCCAAUAAACUCAAUAACUGGAUCUACCAAUGAGUCCAAACUAUGAGCACAAGUGAGGUGCUUUUGGGGAUGGUGAUGUUUUUGGGGGGGGCAGAGCUUCUGUUAUCACAAAAUGAGUACCUCCUUAAUGUGUAGUGAUCACCUUAAUGUGUAACAAGCUUGAAAACCAAGGAUUCUCUUGUUAAAUAUUUCCACUAACCCUCCAUCUCUCCUGAAAGCCUUUGUGGCCUGGCCUGUAGGAGAAAUAAUAGAUUCUGGUCAGACAACUCUUGUAUGUGUGUACAUGAGAAUCCUCUUAUUCUGCUCAAUAAACAAAAGACUUAUUGAAAGACUUAGAAAUUCAUAGAAACUGUGAGUAACUUAGAAAAAUGUCUUAGAACCAAAUCAGUUAUAGGCUAUAGUUUGGUGUCAAUUUUUAAAGCAGGAACAAUCAAGUUAUAAUUGUAGGAUACUCAAAUUUCAGAUUACAAAUAGAGCACAUUUGUUUGGCAUAGAACAGAAGUUCCCAAAGGGAAUGGAUACUGAGCAAUUUAAAAAGUGUUCAUUUAAAAAGCAAAACAAAAACCUGUGUGAAGUUUUUUAACAUGAAUUUCAGUCAUCCAGUCUCCCAAUGAGUCUUCCUGUCUUAAUUUGUUUCAACAUUGAAGCCAAAUGCUCUAACCUUUGCAUGUGUUUGUGUGACCUAGUUUAAUACUCUUUUUUGCUGGUUUGUAAAAUUUAGCCUGUAGAAAUGCCAGUGAAGUUCUUAAUAAAUGUAUAUUGUUGACAAGGUCGUGGUCAUAUCCAGGGUCAAUGCCUCAGCCUCAUUGGAAUGACAAAAACCUUCCCUUGGUGAAGCUCAAAGGGGCAUCAAAGCCUUUCCUAGGGUCUGAGUGUGAAUACUGGCAGUGAGUGCAGAACAUAUCCCCUGUAGCUUUCUCACUGCCCCUCUCUAACACCUGAUGUUUAUGGUAUGAAGACUAAUACCCCACAGAGACUUCUAUGUCUACUAAGAUUAGUCAAACCUGCCUUCUUGUUCAGCUGUAUAUAAUAAUCCUGCCUCCUGCUCUGGCUGUAUGUAUGCAAAAAUUCUGGCUCCCUGUUCAAGUGUGUACAAUAAAGCCACUGAGAUUCAGGGUUGCUGAGGUUUCUUCAUCAGAGAGCCCAGUUUUCCUGAUUCCAGUUUUUUUGUGUGUCUGCGUGUUUUUCUUUUCUGUUUCCUCACCUCUGUCAUAUCAAUUCCUAAAGCCCUGGCACCAGCCUUCCAUACUAUCCAGCCUCUGCUUGCUUCUGCAGGAUCAACAAUCACUUCCCCACCCUGCCCUGACAAGUACCUUUCAGUGGAAGUUGCAUUUACCCUAAAAUCCUUUCCCUGCUGCUGGGCACCCUUCUGGUGUAGGAAGUCCUUCUGUGUAUGUGCUGCUUUUAUUGGUCAAUGAAUAAAGAAUCUGUUUUGUGGGUUGGAGAGAUGGCUCAGAGGUUAAGAGCACAGGCUGCUCCUCCAGAGGUCCUCAGUUCAAUUCCCAGCCACCACAUGGUGGCUCACAACCAUCUGUAAUGAGAUCUGGCACUCUUCUCUGGCAUGUGAGCAUACGUGGAGGCAUAAUAAAUAAAUUUUAAAAAAUAAUUUAAGAAAAGAAUCUGUUUUGGUGCUGUGAUAGGGCAGAACAGCUAGCAGGGAAAAGUAAACUGAAUUCUGGGAGAAAGAUGGCAGAGUCAGGUAGAUACCAUGAAGCCCCAGAACCUUGCCAGUAAGCCACAGCCAUGUGGUGAUACUUUAAAGAUAUCUUGUCUUCAAAAUUUGCGUCUAAGAAUAUGUUGCUUUGGAAAAAGUUCUUUUGUUUCCACAGAGAAUGAGAGCCUUUGGAAUCCUUACCAGCUAAUGUGUGAACCAAGAUCCCCUGAAAGUUUGCCUUGAACACCCCCAAAUACUUUGUCCAAAAAACAGCAGGAAGCAGUUUGGUGAGACCUAUACCUCAGUUCCCAAAUAUUGUUUAUAAAUGUUUGUUUACAUUUAAAGUGUAUUGUCGGGUUUCUUUUCUGCCCAGUUUCCAUGGUUGUUAAGUCCCAAAGAAAUCACCCAGAGGUCUACAUUAGUUAUAAACUGAUUGGCCUAUUAGCUCAGGCUUCUUACUAACUUUUAUAACUUAUAUUAGCCCAUUAUUCUUGUCUAUAUUAGCCAUGUGGCUUGUUACCUUUUUAGCAGGGCAGUCACAUCUUGCUUCUUCU
Messenger RNA from Chionomys nivalis (European snow vole), 5324 nucleotides. It is a transcript of the gene Zup1, whose product is annotated as zinc finger containing ubiquitin peptidase 1. The record is from RefSeq and is a predicted model, not a curated record. The transcript is spliced from 10 exons. NCBI's taxonomy places the organism in Eukaryota, Metazoa, Chordata, Mammalia, Rodentia, Cricetidae. Bases 678 to 2411 code for a protein of 577 amino acids.